AUGGAUCCUCAAAAUUCUUCCUUAGAAAAGGACCUCGUCCAUGUACAACAAGUCCUAGCUCAACUUGGAUUCAAGUCCUCUUUAUCAGAACUUACACUCUCUCUUCAACCUUUGCUUCAAACUUCAGAUGAUGGCCGUUCAGAUUCUACUGACCAUGCUUAUACCCCCUCUACAACCUCUGAAGAUGAUCAAGUUGAUCAAGUUGAUCAAGAUGCUCAAGAUGCUCAAGAUGCUCAAAAUGAUCAAAAUGAUCAAAAUAAUCAAAAUUCUCCUGAACCUUCUACCUCUACCUCUACCUCUACCUCUACUGCUAAUGCUACUGCCACUACCACUCCUUCACAACCUGCUCCUCCUACAUCUACCUCAUCUAACUCUCAUGAAAAUCACUACAAUCAUCUCCAGCACCUACACCAACACCAACACCAACAUCAACACCAACAUCACCCCUCUUCUCCUUCAAACCUUCACCAUCCUAGAGCAUCCUCAUCAAAUCAACCAAGCAUCCUAUCAUCCCCUCCUCCACCCUCUGCCCUUACAAACCCUGUAGUUGCUCGCAACCUUUCCCCCCUCAACACAAAACGUGCUUCUUCUCCUUAUACUGCAAGCCCUCCCAUUGACUAUGAUGGUCUCUCAUGGCCAAGCAUUGGGGCCCGUAACCGUCUUGAAGCUACUCCAGCUGAAGCUCGUGCUCGUGAACUUCGAAUUGCUUCUGCUGUUCGUACCAUUCUUUCUGAGCUCGGAGAAGAUCCUGACCGUGAAGGACUUCUUGAAACUCCAGAACGUUAUGCUCGUGCUAUGCUUUUCUUUACAAAGGGAUAUGAGGAUAAUGUUCGUGAUGUCAUUAAUCGUGCACUUUUCGAGGAAGACCAUGAUGAAAUGGUUAUUGUUAAAGAUAUCGAUGUUUUCUCUCUUUGUGAACACCAUCUUGUGCCAUUUUAUGGUAAAAUUCAUAUUGGUUAUAUUCCAAACUCAAAAGUCUUGGGUCUUUCAAAACUUGCUCGCAUUGCAGAAAUGUUUGCCCGCAGACUCCAGGUUCAAGAACGUCUUACUAAACAAGUCGCUAUGGCUCUUUGGGAAAUCCUUCAACCUCAGGGAGUUGCUGUUGUCAUGGAAGCUUCCCAUAUGUGUAUGGUCAUGCGUGGUGUUCAAAAACCAGGCUCUAGUACUACCACUUCUUGUAUGCUUGGUCGGUUCCGUGAAACUCAUAAAACUCGUGAAGAGUUUUUGAGUCUUUUGAGAAGAUGA
Magnusiomyces paraingens is the source of this 1245-nucleotide messenger RNA. RefSeq lists its product as uncharacterized. Bases 1 to 1245 code for a protein of 414 amino acids. Lineage: Eukaryota; Fungi; Ascomycota; Dipodascomycetes; Dipodascales; Dipodascaceae. The transcript has a single exon. Gene Ontology annotation, molecular function: zinc ion binding; GTP cyclohydrolase I activity; GTP binding. The record is from RefSeq and is a predicted model, not a curated record. Gene Ontology annotation, cellular component: cytoplasm. Gene Ontology annotation, biological process: tetrahydrofolate biosynthetic process; tetrahydrobiopterin biosynthetic process.